AUGCAACAACUGACAAAGUUUAACAAUUCUAGACAAACUGAGGAACCAGCCUUUGAUGCUUCAUUUGACAUCACCAGAAGAGAUGACACCCAAGCUGGCCCAACCCUUGAUGCAUCCUUCGACAUCACAAGAAGAGGUGCAAACGACAUCGACAUCCCUGCUGAAAGAUCUCUACCAGAACCAGACCCAGCUGAUGACACCAUCAUCCCUCCAGCUGAUGUUGUCUUUGGGGUCCUGGAGAAAGGCAGCAAGAGGGGAGGCAGUCUACUUGUCAGCAGUGACGGCUUCAGUUAUGGUGUCAAGAGAGAAAACAAGUCUUCCACCAUGUGGAUCUGCAGUAUCCGAUCCAAGAAGAUGCGCUGUCCGUCCACUGUGCUGCAGAACAGAGACGAUUUCCAGACUGGGCAAUUCAUUUUCUUGUAG
This is a messenger RNA of Saccostrea cuccullata (small rock oyster), 423 nucleotides long. RefSeq lists its product as uncharacterized. NCBI's taxonomy places the organism in Eukaryota, Metazoa, Mollusca, Bivalvia, Ostreida, Ostreidae. The transcript is spliced from 4 exons. The record is from RefSeq and is a predicted model, not a curated record. The coding region runs from base 1 to 423 and encodes 140 amino acids.